AUGAGUGACAAUAAUGAGAAUAAACAACCUGUUUUUAACAAACCAACACAACGAGCUUCACCCGGUAUCCAUGCAGUACAUGUAAAUUCAGCCAGAGAAAUGGUCAAACUUCACACGCUGGGCAGACGCCCACCAGCUCCAGCAACUUCCGCUAUGCCCAAUACAUCAAGACCAGCACCCACUCCAACUGCCUCCUCCAUGGCAUCAUCAUUCCCACUGACCCCAUCAUCCACUCAUUAUCACCUUCAACAUAAUUCCAAAAUAUCAGUUCCUUCAGAUUGUAAGAAUCCACAAUGUGCUCAUUGUGGAAAAGUAGUCAUCCCAGCACCACAAUCCUCAUUCCCCAUUCAAGAUGUCCCUUCUAUAACCGUAAACAAUUGGAAUAUCUAUACGAUCAAAAAACCAAUCCUUAAUUCCCAAGAACUAGAUUCCUUGGAAUCACGAUAUGAAUUCCCAUUACCCGAGAUGAUCUUUGGGAAUAAUUUAGUCAAACUUGUGAAUAAACCCACGGGAGGCAGUAUUGAAUUCAAUGCAUUAGAUGCGUUAGAUUCAUUGGAUGAUGAGAGUCAUUUAAAAGUGAGUUAUCAUGAACUGUGGCUUGAAUCGAGGAGGAAGAGACAGGCUAAAAGUAAGAUCGAGAAAGAUAUUAGUGAUUUGACGGAGAAUAAUGAUGUGGUGUUAAAGCCUUAUGAUUGGACAUAUUCACCUAAUUACACCGGGACUGUAAGGAAUUUAGAAUUUAAGGAAACGGAUGAAGAUAUCCCGAUUGAGAAAUUAAAACGACCUGAUCCGAUUUUGUUUUUUGAUGAGUCAAUUUUAUUUGAAGAUGAAUUGGCGGAUAAUGGGAUUCUGAUGCUUUCAUAUAAGAUAAGAGUAAUGCCUAGUUGUUUGUUAUUAUUGGUUAGGUUUUUCCUUCGGAUAGAUAAUGUGAUUUUUAGAGUUCGGGAUACGAGAGUCUUCAUUGAUUUUGAAAAUGAUUUGGUAAUGAGAGAAAUUAAAUUACAAGAAUUCCCUUAUGAUGAUUUAUUAAAGAAAGCAACAAUGGCAAAAAUUGGAAAUGAUCCUAAGAAAUUCUUAAGGGAUUCGGAUUGGGUAUCAGCAAACAUUCCUGUGAUUAGUAAAGUUGUAGAAACUAACAAAUAG
Messenger RNA from Hemisphaericaspora subhashii, 1143 nucleotides. It is a transcript of the gene TIP41, whose product is annotated as Tip41p. Lineage: Eukaryota; Fungi; Ascomycota; Pichiomycetes; Serinales; Debaryomycetaceae. The record is from RefSeq and is a predicted model, not a curated record. Gene Ontology annotation, biological process: TOR signaling. The coding region runs from base 1 to 1143 and encodes 380 amino acids. The transcript has a single exon. Gene Ontology annotation, cellular component: cytosol.